This is a messenger RNA of Anolis carolinensis (green anole), 4971 nucleotides long. It is a transcript of the gene dpp10, whose product is annotated as dipeptidyl peptidase like 10. NCBI's taxonomy places the organism in Eukaryota, Metazoa, Chordata, Lepidosauria, Squamata, Anolidae. Gene Ontology annotation, biological process: regulation of potassium ion transmembrane transport; proteolysis. The transcript has 26 exons. The record is from RefSeq and is a predicted model, not a curated record. Gene Ontology annotation, cellular component: plasma membrane; voltage-gated potassium channel complex. The coding region runs from base 611 to 3046 and encodes 811 amino acids. Gene Ontology annotation, molecular function: potassium channel regulator activity; serine-type peptidase activity.
GGAGGGAAAGGGAAAUUGGGUGUGAGUUGGCGAGGGGGGAGCCACAGCAGAAGGAGUCCCAGGUAGAAGAAGAAGGCAGCCGGGCUGGUAGCAUCGCCAGAGGGGGGAAAAAACACACACACACACCCUAUUCCUCACCAACCAGCCGCCGAGGCGCCUCCCUCUCUUCCUCAGCGUCCGAAUGGUCUCUUCCAGCUGAGGAGGGAAAGCCAGGAGAGGAGCGGUGCCUCUGUCCCUGCGGUGGAGCUAAAGGGAAGCGAAGGGAACUGGUAGGCGAGAACCACCGGACUUGAGAAAGGCGGGCAGACCCGCCGCCGCUUUGGCCGCCUUUGCAAGCGCCUUCCCUGAGGAGCCUCUUUCGGAAGCGAUGCCCCUCAAGUCCCAGGUGGCCGCUGCCACCGCCUCGUAGAGCUGCCAGCUCGCUCCAUCCUCUUGCUCUCCUUCGGGGUUCCGGUGCGUGUGGAGGGAUUGCGGUACAGGCAGGCACCAAGGCGCUCGCAGGUUGGGGCUUGUGUCAAACGUGCCAUGCCCCGGCGCCCGACGGACCAGCAGUGAGAGAGAGGCAGCAGCGUGGGUAGUGGGCGCCCGGACGUCUCUCUCCCCCUGGGCCAUGACAGCCAUGAAGAAGGAGCAGCAGCAGCAGCAGGCGCCGCCGGGGAACAACAGGGGCAGCCAGGCGCAGCAGCAACAGCAGCAGCAGCAGCAAGAGCAGGAUCUUGGAAGCAACAGUCCCCCACAGAGGAAUUGGAAAGGAAUAGCCAUUGCGCUGUUGGUGAUUCUUGUUGUAUGUUCACUCAUCACAAUGUCUGUAAUUCUUUUAACACCAGAUGAACUGUCAAAUUCAUCAGAAACAAGGUUGUCUUUAGAAGAUCUGUUCAGGAAAGAGUUUAUAAUUCACAAUCCAGAAGCCAAAUGGAUUAAUGAUACAGAAGUGGUGUAUAAAAACAGGCAUGGACAUGUCAUUAAACUGAAUGUAGAAAGAAAUACAACUACAUUAUUGCUGGAAAAUGCAACUUUUGUAACCUUUAAAGCCUCAAGAUAUUCAGUAUCUCCAGAUUUAAAGUAUGUUCUCCUUGCAUAUGACAUCAAACAGGUUUUUCAUUAUUCUUAUACAGCUUCAUAUGUGAUAUAUAACAUGCAUACAAGGGAAGUUUUGGAGUUAAACCCUCCGGAAGUAGAGGACUCAGUUUUACAGUAUGCAGCAUGGGGUGUACAAGGUCAACAAUUGAUUUAUAUUUUUGAAAAUAACAUCUACUACCAGCCUGAUGUAAAGAGUAGCUCUUUGCGACUAACAUCAUCUGGAAAAGAAGGAAUUGUGUUCAAUGGAAUUGCAGACUGGUUAUAUGAAGAGGAGCUGCUUCAUUCUCAUAUCACUCAUUGGUGGUCACCUGAUGGAGAGAGGCUGGCAUUUCUCAUGAUAAAUGAUUCCUUAGUACCAAACAUGGUUAUUCCCCGCUUUACUGGAUUUCUUUAUCCCAGAGGAAAACAGUAUCCAUAUCCAAAGGCAGGAGAAAUGAAUCCAACAGUAAAGCUAUAUGUAGUCAAUUUAUAUGGACCAACACAUACAUUAGAACUCAUGCCACCAGACAGCUUUAAAUCAAGAGAAUAUUAUAUAAUGAUGGUGAAAUGGGUCAGCAAUACGAAGACAGUGGUGCGGUGGUUAAACAGACCCCAGAACUUAUCUAUCCUUACAGUGUGUGAGACAACAACUGGUGCUUGUAGCAUGAAAUAUGAAUUUACAUCUGAAGUGUGGCUAUCUAAACAGAAUGAAGAGCCAGUUUUUUCUAAGGAUAGCAACAAAUUCUUUAUGACAGUUCCUGUUAAGCAAGGUGGCCGUGGUGAAUUCCACCAUAUUGCUAUGUUUGAUGUUCAGACCAAGAGUGAACAAUUUAGCAUUCGCCAUCUAACAUCAGGAAACUGGGAAGUUGUCAAAAUCUUGGCAUAUGAUGAAAAUACGCAAAAGAUUUAUUUUUUAAGUACUGAAAAUUCACCUAGAGGAAGACAGUUGCACAGUGUGUCAACGGUUGAUUUAUUGAAUCGUCAGUGCCUUUCAUGCAAUUUCUUGAAAGAUCAGUGUUCAUAUUUCAAUGCAAAAUUCAGCCCUACAAUCAAGUAUUUCAUUCUUCAGUGCAAAGGACCUGGCGUUCCAGCUGUCAGUGUGCACAGUACAAGCAACCCUGAAAAAUUUUAUAUAUUAGAAAAUAAUUCCAUAUUAAAAGAAGCAGUUUUAAAGAAAAUGAAAUUUCGGACUGAAACCAAAAUGCUCCAUAUUGAUGAUUAUGAACUUCCUUUACAGUUGUCAUUUCCAAAGGAAUUUACAGAACGGAAUGCGUAUCCUCUCCUUUUAAUAAUUGAUGAAGCUCCAGGCAACCAGUUGGUUACAGAUAAGUUUCACAUUGACUGGGAUUCUGUGCUUGUCAACUCUGAUAAUGUCAUCGUAGCUCAGUUUGAUGGAAGAGGGAGUGGAUUUCAAGGUCUAAAGAUUCUGCAAGAAGUUCACCGUUCCAUAGGAUCAGUGGAAGUGAAGGACCAGAUAGCAGCGGUAGAGUACUUGCUGAAACAACCAUUCAUUGACUCUAACAGACUGAGCAUAUUUGGAAAGGGCUAUGGAGGAUACAUUGCAUCAAUGAUUCUAAAGGCGAAUGAAAAGCUUUUCAAAUGUGGGGCUGUGAUUGCACCAAUUACAGACAUGAGAUUGUAUGCAUCAGCUUUUUCAGAAAGAUACCUAGGGAUUCCAGCUAAGGAAGAACAUGCUUAUCAGGCAUCAAGUGUGCUGCACAAUAUUCAUGGCUUUAAGGAAGAAAAUUUGUUAAUCAUCCAUGGGAUAGCCGAUACUAAAGUCCAUUUCCAGCACUCAGCAGAAUUAAUUAAACAUCUAAUAAAAGCUGGAGUGAAUUAUACUAUGCAGAUCUACCCAGAUGAAGGUCAUUAUAUCACAUCAGAGAAAAGUAAAUACCACCUUUAUAGCACAAUUCUGAACUUCUUUAGUGCUUGUUUAAAAGAAGAAGCACCCGUUGUAUUACAGGAACCAGAAGAAGAUGAAUAAGAAAGCUUAUUUGUAUAGAACUGUGGAGACUUUCAGUGAGGCUCACGAAAAGCUGCAUAAAAGUGACUAUGUGAGAGCAGUUUCUAUGGAAGCCCAAGGGCAGCUAAAGGAUAUACCAGUGGGACAAAACAUUUUGUAAUGUUGAGCGAACAAACUGGUAUUUGAAUACAGAAGUCCAAAUGUAUUACCAGGGGACAACACCUAUAUACCUUUGUGGAAGGCCAAAGGUUGGAUGCAAUUUUCUGGAAGAAAUUAAUUUUGCAUAAGAGUAGGGUUAGUGCAUGUUGAUUCUGUUAAGAUUCACUGUUUGUUCUGUAUGUAGUUGCUCUGUUUUUAUUUAAAAUGCAAUUAAUUUCUCAAUUUCAGCAUAAUGUACAGCUGUCUUAGGUAUCAAGGACACUAAUAUUAGAAAAGGACAGCUGCAGGUUAACACUCAAUUGUAUUUUUUACAAUAAGUGCAUUUUUCACUGUCCAGCAUCACAGUAUUAAGGAAAUUGCAUUUUGUUUCUGUUUUCAUGGGGAAAACAUUAGCUAGAUCAGAAACUAUUUCUAAAUAUUGGUUUGAUUUUUUCCCCCUACAAAAUUAAGGCAUUCACUGUUACUACUGUACCAACUAUAAAUGAAUAAGCGGAAUUUUGAUAGUAUACCCUUGGACUUUAUGUAUAUACACAAGACUCCUUCCACACAGAAAUGCUUGUGCGCUUGAACAGUUUUUUCAAGCCAUAAUUACAGCUAUGUUUAAAGCAGUAUCAGCAACUAAAAUAAUUCCCCGGUUAAAAGUUGUAUCUUUUUAUUUACUAAAAAAAUGUUUGGGUUGUGUUUUUUCGUAUUGUUUAUAGUAGUCAAUAGUUUGCUGGUUACACUCUAAUUUUAGAAUAUGCUUCUUUGUCACAUGUAGAUUAGAUACAUGAAUAUUAAAUUAUAGUUUCAGAUAAAGAAAUUUUAUUAACAUUGUAAUGCCAUUGAGUAAUGCUUUGAUGAAAUCUUUCAUGAAGGUGGUUCUUGCCUUUCUCCCCUUCCAGAUGGGUUGAGGUCCAAAUCUGAACUUAAAUGGUCACACAGCACAGAAAUCUGUUGUUUUUUCUUUGGUAUUUCACAACUGUCUAUCAAGUCUAGUUCAGGAAAGAAUGAAAAUCAGGCAAAUAAUUUUAAAAAGUGAUUUCCUCCUUCACAAUUUGUUUCUAAGGAAGGUUUCGGUAAAUGAUGAGACCCCAGAAGUGGCGAAGAAGUGAUACUAUGAAAUGAGCAAUGAAAUAAACAUUGGCUGUCAGAAGAUUAUCUUCCAUACCAGAAUCAAGCAAUGUUGGAUGUAAACCAAGUGCAGACUAAUGCUGCCUAUGCAUCUCACUGUGAAAUGUAGCAAUUUGUUCCCAAGAGUUUUUAUUAAUAUCUUCCAUUGUGAAUGAUGUUUUGGUUUUCAGCCUCUAGCACUGAGCAAAUUUCAAACUGAAUUAAUUGAAAAUAUUAUGUUAAUAACAAAAAUGCUUACAGAACAAAUGUUAGGCUGACAGGAGGCUUUUAAGUUCUACUUAUUUAUUUUAAUUUCUUUAUUUUUACAACCGUUUGUGGAACAUAGUUAAAAUGUAUACUGCUAAAAUGGUUAUUCUUUUGUCCAUGAUUUUUUGCAGUAUUUUCUUCUUAACUAUUUUGUUCUGCAACAACUGGAAGUCUCUAAGAGGCAUGCAUGUUGUUUAAAAACCAUAUAUCCUUCAUUGAAAACUUUUCAAGCUUUCUUUUAACCCAUGAAAACAUUGAAUAUCACUGGGAAAUCACUGGAUAUUCAUUGGUAUAAACACACAGGUAUUUAUAAAGAUGGUUUUUUUAACCAAUGGAAAUAGAUGGUCACUCUAAUAUAGAUUAUAUUAAAUGUGAAAUACAACUAUAAUAAUUUUAAUGGUAUAAUUAUUAAAUAUGAUGAUACUUUU